UAACAUCCGUUUACAAAUAUGUGAGCAAGAAUCCAAUCUCGAAAGAAUUAUUUUAUGGAUGAGUACAGUCACGGUAUUCACAGCAAUUCACAGUGCACACAGAAUUAACCUAUGAUUGCUUAUAAUGGAGCUGGGUUUGAUUUUUAGCAGACGAUAGAUAAAAUAACCUUGUUUUCAUUUAUAUAUAUUCAUAUAAAUUUAACAACAAUGCUCCAGUUUAAUACAACUAUUUGCACCGUAACUGCCAGAUUUACUCCCCGAUUAUGGCCUCUUACCUCAUUUUUUACAACAAACUCGCCAGUAAAAGAAUCUUCUAACAUAAAUGUUAAGCAUAAGUAUGAGCCACCAUCAACCAUGAUGAUGACCAAAGACCAACAGACUAAGUUUAACGAACUUAAGGAGACAGUGUGUAAUUCUUUAAAGAAAGACAGUUGGAUUACAUCAAAGGUUCAAGGUGCACAGAAUGUACAUGAUUUAUUGGCUCUCAUAAAUAUGCCUCAUUUACCUCAGAAAGAAGUUGUAAUGGUUAUGAAUUCCAUUAUAAAUUGGGUGAAUGUAGAGAAGCUAAAUAUGACAGAUACUAAAAAUGAGAAUACUACAAAAGAUCAUAAAACAAAAAAUGAAAUAGUACAGCCUACAACAAAAACCAUCAGAAUUAAGAUAUCAAAUGAUUUCUCCAAAUAUGGUGAUCUUUCCACAUCUGCGAUGAUCAAGGAAAUAUCAAACUUAGCAAAUAUGAAAGAGAGAAAUCCAAAAUUACUAAAAUUUUUAUUUGACAACAUUGUUGAAUACAAUGUAAUGUUGAGUCCUGGACAAUGUUCAAACUUACUAUAUAAUAUUGCAACUUUGUGUUAUUAUGAUGACAUGUUACUUAGCAAAAUUAGUUCUGAUUUAAUAAAGUCUAUGAAUGAAAAAUCCAUUGAUUCAAUGCAUUCAAUAGUGAAAUCUAUGGCAAUGAUUAGGUAUAAAAAUAUGGACUUUUUAAAUCAUAUGUCCAAGAUAAUAAUUGAUUCCAAUGCCACAUUGGAAGACAACUAUGUUUUAACUAUGUUGCAGGCAUUUGCAAUAUUAGGUUAUGAUACCGAACAAACAAAUACCAUCAUAGAGAGAUAUGUACCACUUUUAUCAAUGGAAUCAUUAAAACCUACAAAACAGUUAGAUGUUGUUUGGUCCUUGGUUCUAUUGAACAAAGCUACGAAUUCACAAAUUGAGCCUGUAUUAAAUGGUGAUUUUAUUAAGAGUCUCAUGCCCACUGACUCAACAAAAAAUCUGUCGAAGCAAAUAAAAUUAUUAAAUAUCAAUGCUGCUGCAAAAUACAUAAUGAAGAAUUAUCAAGGGCCGUUACUUACUGAUCUAGAUGUACCAUAUGUAACACAAUCAUAUACCAAACAAAAACAACUACAUGUUAAUGCUCUUGAAGAAACAUUAAAAUUCAUAUUGAAACCUUCUGAUUAUGAAAUGAAUGUAAAUACAAAAAUGGGUUUCACUUUAGAUGCUGUAUACUAUAGGAAUACUAAUCAGAAACCUUCUGUAGUAAAUACGAAUUCAAACAAAGUUGCUAUAGUUAUUCAUGAUUAUUAUGCGUAUUGCCAAGGAAAUCGUGAUUUACAAGGAAUAAUUAAAUUACACAAUAAAUUAUUAAAACACAGUGGAUAUCACCUUAUAAGUAUUUCUUAUGAUCACUUUGGUGCAGAAGACAAACUUGUUAAACGAGUACAGUUGUUAGAUCGACACUUAAAGUCAUUGAAAUAAUUACGAUUUAGUAUGUAAUAUUUGAUAAAUAAAACAAAUAUGUAUAGUACAA
Molecule: messenger RNA, 1804 nt
Organism: Hylaeus volcanicus
Lineage: Eukaryota; Metazoa; Arthropoda; Insecta; Hymenoptera; Colletidae
Product: FAST kinase domain-containing protein 4
Exons: 10
Coding region: 208-1752 (514 amino acids)
Biological process (GO): regulation of mitochondrial mRNA stability
Source: RefSeq, a predicted model, not a curated record